Molecule: messenger RNA, 952 nt
Organism: Eriocheir sinensis (Chinese mitten crab)
Lineage: Eukaryota; Metazoa; Arthropoda; Malacostraca; Decapoda; Varunidae
Exons: 1
Coding region: 326-952 (208 amino acids)
Biological process (GO): DNA integration
Molecular function (GO): nucleic acid binding
Source: RefSeq, a predicted model, not a curated record
CUCUGACAUAGCAAACACAGUUCAAGCCUGUGAGCAGUGCCAGAUUCUCCAGCCUAGCCAGCAGAAGGAACCUCUGCUGAAUGACGACAACCCUACUAGACCCUUUGAAUCUGUGUCGGCCGACUUUUUUGUCGUAGCAGGGAAGUCCUUCUUGGUCGUCGUCGACAGACUCUCAGGUUGGCCCGUUGUCGUCCCUUGUCAUGGUGAUACCACAUCUGCCACUACCAUCCGGAUCUUCUGCCGCUACUUCCGAGAGGUUGGUGUUCCCCUUCGCCUGCGCACCGACGGAGGACCCCAGUUUACCAGCCAAGAGUUCCGGCACUUCAUGGACCGAUGGGGAGUCCGGCAUGUAGUCACCUCCCCGCACUACCCACAGUCUAAUGGUCAUGCCGAGGCCGCAGUGAAGACCGUCAAACAUCUCAUAAUGAAGGUAGCGCCCUCCGGCAAUAUUGACUGUGAAGAGUUCGACCGAGGUUUAUUGGAACUUCGCAACACUCCCAACUUCACUGGACGCUCACCGGCCCAGAUCCUCUUCGGACGUCCACUAAGAUCUUGUGUCCCUGCCCACCCGCACUCCUUCUCCGAGGACUGGCAGGCCAAGGCUGAAGACUGCGACCGCCGUGCAGCUGCCCGUGCCAAGGAUUCUACAGCUCGGUACGACCAGCAUGCCCACCCUCUUCCUAGGCUGAAGAUUGGCCAGCACGUCAGGAUCCAGGACCCGACAUCCCACCGCUGGGACAAGGUCGGGGUCAUUAUGGGCAUCGGCAGGUUGAGGACCUAUGAAGUGCGUCUCCCUAAUGGCCGGGUGUAUUGGCGGAAUCGUCGCUUCCUCCGCCCUGUGCAGUAUCCCAGUGAAGAGUCCCUUCCCCAGCGUGAAUCCGACGGUGAUGACCCGCCUGCUGAGCCCCGUCGAUCUGCAAGACUCCAGCGCAAGCAGUCCGCUCGAGAUUGA